Molecule: messenger RNA, 1101 nt
Organism: Mucor velutinosus
Lineage: Eukaryota; Fungi; Mucoromycota; Mucoromycetes; Mucorales; Mucoraceae
Exons: 3
Coding region: 1-1101 (366 amino acids)
Source: RefSeq, a predicted model, not a curated record
AUGCCCUUGCCCUUUGGCUUGAAAGCCCCUUCGAAAGGAACACUUAUCUUUAGUGGCGUUGCUGGAGCAAUCAGUGGCAUCGUCUAUACAAGUAACAAAAACGCCGAAGAUGCUAGACGUCGACUUGCACAAAGAGUGUCAUUCCUUGCUGACAGACCUUGCGGUGUUCAUGAAAUGCCUAGAAAAGUGCUUGUAUAUAUAUCUGCACCACCUGGUGAUGGUCUUGAGAAGAGCAGAAAUUGGUUCCGUGAAUAUGUCAAGCCAAUUCUUGUUGCAGGCGCUAUAGACUAUGAAAUCAAAGAAGCUAGAUCAGCAGGACAGAUUGAGAAUUCCGUUAUUGAAGAAGUUGUAAAGCUUAGACGUGAGACAGAAGAGGCAUCGAAAUCAACUGAGGAAAAUCAAGAAAAAACAGACAAUGUAGAAAUGAUUGGACAUAGUAACAACCCUUUCACGUCUCCUCAAAUGAACGACAUGUUGAAGAACAAGGCUGCCAAUAAAUCUGAAUAUGAUGGCAUCUUGGCCAUUGGUAGAAAUGCAUAUCGUGAGGUGCUCAGUGGAUUAUCGAAAGGAUGUGAUGCCAGCCUUACUGUUGUCCUAGAGGAGGAGAAGGCUCCUGAGAAGGUUACAGAGGAAGCCGCUAAUCAACCCAAAGACGACAACGAGGCACAGAACCAACAGCCUGAACAGAUCGAAGCCGCUCCAGCGACACUGGAAGAGCAACCCACCGAGACAGAAGGAAAUGCUGGCAUGGAAUUACAACCAAAGGAAGAAGAGAGCUACUUUUCAUUGCCAUCAAAAUUCUCUCCAGUGAUGUAUGUGCCUCAUGUUAACAUUAUUGGUUGGUCUAAUAUCCCUUACCGACUCUGGAUGUGGUAUUUCGAUAACAAACGCAUCGAUGAAGUUGGAAAAUAUGUGGUAGCAGCAGUUUUAAACAACACUCGACCUAUUGAAGAAAGAGAUGUCGAUUUAGGUCAGCAGGAGAAGAAGUAUUGGAUUGGCGAUGAGGAAGUCGAAGAAUUGAAAAAGAACGAUGGCCCUAUUGUGAUUGAUGAAAGAAUCAUGGAUAAGCUUAGUACUUAUACCAGUGAAGAUCUACCUUGA